AUGCCUGAUGAACCGUAUACUACGCAGCAGCAGCUAAAUUCAAAGCCACAACAACAACAACAACAACAACAACAGAAUCAAUUUCAAUCAUCAAUAUCAUGUGGACAAUUUGAAUUUUAUGUACAAUUAACAUUUGAAAAACCAUUUAAAGGUUUAGUUUAUGCAUAUAAAACAUUGAAAAAUAUUGAUAAUCAACAACAACAACAACAACAACAACAACAUGGACAACAACAACAACAAUAUUAUGGAAAUUAUUAUUAUCCAAUUGAAAUAUUAGAUUCAUGUACAAUACGUGGUAAUGGUGAAUCAAUCAUUUAUCUAGAAUUAUCAUUUCUAAGUGAAUGUGUUGAAAAAUUGUUGACAAUCAAUCUAGAUGGAUUCAAUUUUCGUCGUGCAUUAUUAUCAAAUAAUAAUAAUAAACAACAAUUAAAUAUAAGCAAUGAUGAUUUAUAUCAAUUAUCAUUAUAUAUACAAAAUGAUCCAAAAAUUGAACAAAAAUAUGAUAGUAAAAUUUUUAUACAAUGUUCAUCAAAAUUAACAAAAAAUAUUUUAUUUGAACAAAAUUCAAAUCAAAAUGAUUAUUAUUAUCGUAAGAUUGAUGAUAAUCAACAAUCAAAUAUUAACCCUGAUGGCGAUGCGUCAACGAAUGGUGAUAAUGAUGGCAAAAAGCGGCAAGAACCAUAUGCGGCAAAAGUAAGUCAAUCGCAACAGCAAUUGCAACAGAGAUCAAUAAUGCCAUCAGCAAAUUUAACAAUAACAACUAUUUAUGAUUAUUACCAACAACAACAACAACAAAUCGAACAACAACAACAACAAUCAAACAACAACAACAACAACAAUAACCAGGAUAAAAUUGAUAUAACUAAUUUGAUUGAAUCAAGAAUGGAUAUACUUCGUGGACGUAUACCAUUUUUAAAAUUAAUUGAUAAUAAUGUUGAACUGGGUGAUGAUGUAACAUUGAUUAUACGUUCAAGACAAUUAGGUAAUGUUAACCCCAAAAUAUAUGAUUAUGAUUCAAGAAUAUCAACAUGUUAUGCAUAUGAUGAACAAGAUACAAUGCGUUAUGAAUUGACUAAUCAAGAUGGAUGUCCAGUCGAUUCAACCGUAAUGCAAUCAUUCAAAAUAAUGCAUAAUGUUGGAACCGAAUCAAAAGUUUAUUAUACAACAUUUCCGGCAUUUAAAUUCCCGGGUAGUCAAUAUCUUAAUAUACAAUGUACAUUAUUGGUUUGUAGACAGAUUUGUCCAACGCCUACUUGUGAUCAUCACCACAAUCAACAACAACAUCCGAAUCGAAAUGGAUGGUGAAAAACGAGGGAAAAUUUCCCGUAAUUAUGGAUGGUGGGAGAAAUAAAGAAACUUUUU
Molecule: messenger RNA, 1362 nt
Organism: Dermatophagoides pteronyssinus (European house dust mite)
Lineage: Eukaryota; Metazoa; Arthropoda; Arachnida; Sarcoptiformes; Pyroglyphidae
Source: RefSeq, a predicted model, not a curated record